AUGAAACAUUUCACUGACGAAGACUUCACGACGGCGCUGAAAACUAGCCAGCGAGGACUUUCUUCUCUACGAGAAGAACAUUGUGCUAUUUUCAAAAGUCUGGAUACAAAUAAUAAAAUUGCCGUCAAUAGUGAUAUAUCACUUCCAAUGGAAAAAUUUAGACAAGCGAGCGAAAAUAUGGAUAAACUAAUUAAUGGUGAAGACGAGGCGUCUCUAAUGCUCAUCGUUUCUCAAUUGAUGCGAUACGGUGACGAUCAACACUCAAAGAGUCAAGAUUAUCAACGAAGAUUGAAGCAAGAGAAUGCUUGUCUCGUCGAGGAACUCACCAAUACACACAGAAAACUACAAGAAUCGGAGAAAUUUGUUGGACGGUUGCAAGAAGAAGUAAAUCAUUUCAGAUUCAUGGCAUCUAUAAGAGAGUACGAGUGUGAUGAUCAAAAUCAAGAAGUGACCGAGACGAAUUCACAGAUUCCCAUAAUGGAUACUCUCCAAGAACUCGGGCUCGAUAACGAAGAAGACAUUGAAGAUAUUGAUUCCUAUCGCGAGCACAAGCACGACGCUCAAUCGAAUUCUUCCACAACGCCACAAGCGGCUUCAAAUAGAAUCGAAAUGUUGAGUGGGAUGGUCCUGCAGUACAUGAAACAGGGUCGUUACGAAAUAGCUGGUCCAUUGGGCAAACAGGCACUGGAAGAUUUGAUUUCUGAACGAGGGCCUGAUCAUCUUGAUGUUGCAACGAUGCUCAAUGUUCUUGCAAUGGUGUAUCGUGAUCAGGAGAAGUACAAGGAAGCUACCAACUUCCUGACACGAGCACUUCAAAUUCGAGAGAAGCAUUACGGAGAGAACCAUCCAUAUGUCGCAGCCACUCUCAACAAUCUCGCUAUUAUAAUAGGAAGACGUGGGAGACUUGAUGAAGCUCAGACUCUUUGCAAACGAUCUCUCAAAAUCCGCGAAGCUGUUUACGGGAAAGACAGUCCUGACGUUGCAAAGCAACUGAACAAUUUGGGACUUCUUUGUCAAAAUCUAGGAAAAUACGAGGAAGCAGAAGAUUAUUACAAAAAGGCGUUGAAAAUCUAUGAAAUGAAACUUGACGCCAAUCAUUCUGAAACGGUCAAAACGAGAAAUCACCUAUCGUCAUUGUACAUGAAGCAAAGAAACUACAAGGAAGCCGAGGGUUUUUACAAACAAGUUCUCGCGAAAGUAUAUGAUGGAGAACCUGGAAAUAACAAUAAUAACCAGAAAAGACCAAUAUGGCAAAUAGCUGAGGAACGGGAAGAGAAAAAGCAAAAAGGAGAAAUUGAGGAAGAAUAUGAAUCUGGUACAUUCGCUAAUCUUGAUAGCCCGACUGUUCAAUCAACACUCAAAAAUUUGGGAGAAUUGUACCGUAAGCAAGGCAAAUACGAAGCUGCCUGUACCUUGGAAGAUGUGGCUUUAAGAGCGAAGAAGCAGACAGAAGUGUUAAGUCUUCACAGCAAUUCGACAACGAAUUCUUCGAACAACGAGUCUCGCGAUCGUAUGACUUCCAGUAUUUCGCCUAUCGGGAUAGGGUCCAAACUUCUCAAUGUUUUUGGAUUUAAAUUCUGA
Caenorhabditis remanei is the source of this 1581-nucleotide messenger RNA. RefSeq lists its product as uncharacterized. The coding region runs from base 1 to 1581 and encodes 526 amino acids. Gene Ontology annotation, biological process: microtubule-based movement. Gene Ontology annotation, molecular function: kinesin binding. Gene Ontology annotation, cellular component: kinesin complex; cytoplasm; membrane-bounded organelle. The transcript is spliced from 5 exons. The record is from RefSeq and is a predicted model, not a curated record. NCBI's taxonomy places the organism in Eukaryota, Metazoa, Nematoda, Chromadorea, Rhabditida, Rhabditidae.